Messenger RNA from Xenia sp. Carnegie-2017, 4007 nucleotides. Its product is annotated as fibronectin type-III domain-containing protein 3A-like. Gene Ontology annotation, molecular function: protein binding. NCBI's taxonomy places the organism in Eukaryota, Metazoa, Cnidaria, Anthozoa, Malacalcyonacea, Xeniidae. The record is from RefSeq and is a predicted model, not a curated record. The coding region runs from base 223 to 3423 and encodes 1066 amino acids. The transcript is spliced from 27 exons.
GAAAAACAAAGGUUGGUUUAUUGUAAAUACGUGGCUCUUUAAAAAUGAACGCUUUUAUUUGUGCGAACUGGUAAACCUGUUCAUCUUGCUGGUUUCCGAGUAAAAAUGCUGCCUAAAUUUGAGAGAAAUUGCGUUUUGAACGUUUUUGAAUUUUCAUACCAUUUUUAUUUAAUUUAAUUGUCUUAUCGAUAAAUUCACAUAACCUAUUUUGUGACAGCUGCCAUGAACUUCCAGCAAGAAGCCACGAAAAUUUACACUGUUCGAGUAAAGUCAACUGGGCAAGAAAUCACUUUCGGUGUAUCAACUGGCGAAGAUCCUCCACCGAAGAUUCGUCUUUAUCAUGAGAAUAAAUCGAUAGCUGUGUUCAUUUACAGCAAACAAGAAGAUUCGUACUCAGAAUUGCCUGCAGAAAAAUUGGAUAAGUUUGACCUGGAAUUGAUGAGCAAAGAAUGCAGUGCUAAUCGUAUUAGGGGAGAUGAAAGAUCAGAAAGGCAGCUUGCAAAACUUCAAAAGAAAUUGAAAGAGAGAAAUAAUAAAGAGGAUGACGAAUAUUGUUUUGCAGGAAUGGUGCAAGUUAAAGUUGAUCCUUCAUUUCCACUUCCUACAGGAAAUAAUGUUAAGAUUGAAGUGGAUAAUUUAAAGAUAUUGGAGGCACCUCAGGCAACAUCUUCAUCUCCAACAUCAGUUGACAUAUGUUGGAAAGAUAUUGUUUUAAGUAAUGAACAUUUGGUCAACUCUAUGUUUGACCUUGAGAUGUCUAAGUCCAAGAACUUAACAUUUCAAAAUGUCUACAGUGGAUUUGAAAAAUCUUACCUUAAAACUGGUCUGUUGCCUGGAACAAAGUACUAUUUUCGACUUCGAGCUUCAAAAGAUUCUGUCAAAGGACCAUACUCACCUGAAGUUUUCGUCGUAACGAAAGCUGAUGUCCCUACAACACCAGAUAUUCCUUAUGUAUCAAACAAAACAAAAAAUCAUUUCGUGUUGAAAUGGACGAUAAAGAGCGACAAUGGAUCACCUAUAACAAGCUAUAUCCUUCAGUGGGACAAAGGUCACGUAGAUGGUCAAUUUGAAACAUUGUAUAGUGGUGUAAAAAAGCAGUAUAAGUGUAAUCAUAAAUUCCCGCCGAAAACUACCUGCCGUUUCCGUGUAAAAGCGAUAAAUGAGAUUGGAGAAAGCGAAUUCAGUCCGGAAUUGUUCUUCGUUUCGAGUGCCGGAGUUCCAUCUUCUCCUGAUCCUCCAUCUUUAAAAAAGCAACAGCAUCUUCGUUGGAACUGUCUUGGAAACCUCCCAAUGACAAUGGCGUGCGUUCGUUUAGCUGAAAUCAUAAGCUACACACUGCAAAUGGACGAUGAGCUUCAGGGGUAUGGUUUCUUGCCUGUCUUUUUGGGUAGUCAAGAGACUUGCAUUGUGCAUGAAAACCUGAAGCGUAAUACAUCCUACAAGUUCAGACUAUCAGCCACAAAUCUUGAAGGUGAAAGCAAAUGGAGUGAAACUGUCACGAUUGCAACAAAAUGUGAACCACCAAAUCGUAUGCUUCCUCCGGUUUUGGAAGGACAAGCUCAUGCGAAACAUUUCACAGUUUCUUGGGUUGGGCCAAGUGACAAUGGUGGGAGCGAGAUUGCCAGUUAUACCUUGGAAUUGGAUGACGCAAAAGAUGGCCCUUUUCAAAAUGUUUAUGAAGGUUUAGGAACUUAUUUCAAAGUUCAAGGCCUUUCUCCUGGUCAUUCUUAUAAAGUACGCGUUCGUUGUUCUUCUGUUGAAUUCAAAAGUGAGUGGUCUGAUGUUGUAAUCAUUCAAACGAUGCCAGUUGUUCCUGAUCCACCUUCUCCACCACGUCAGUCAAAGAUUCAAAAAGCACAAAGCUGUAAUAUUUAUCUGGAAUGGGAUGCUCCUUGCUAUGACGGUGGUUCUCCUAUUACAAAUUACAACGUACAAAUGCAAGGACCAUUGGACCAAGAUUUCCGUCAUGUUUACUUUGGUGACAAAACACAUUGUGCUGUUUAUGAAGUCAAGCCGAAUACAGAGUACUUAUUUCGUGUUCGCUCCCAAAACGUAGCUGGCGAAAGCAAGUUCAGCAAAGUUUUACGUUUAUGCUCCGGUCCUGGUCCACCAGAAAUUAUAGAAGAUGUUUAUGCUGUGUCUCGUUCAUCAAGUGCCAUUGAAAUAUCUUGGAAGCCUCCAAAAACAAAUGGUAGUCCAGUUACUAGUUACUGCCUUCAAUAUUCAACGGAUCCAAAUGGAUCAUUUGAAAAGGUAUUUGAAGGUGACUCAGAUUAUUUUCAGUUAAAGAAAAAUAUCUUACCAGCAACUGUCUAUUACUUUAGGAUCAAGGCAUGCAGUCCUGUUGGAAACAGUCAGUGGAGUUUAAUAACUUCUUGCCAAACAGGAGCUGCUCCUCCUGCUCAAGUGAACCAUUUAAAAUUGAUUAAUAGUCCUUCCGACCAUGGAUCAAAGAUAAUUUCUUAUAAUAUUGAUAUUGAUGGAAAGAAGCUGAUAUCUUAUGUCGUGAACAAUGACCACCAAAGUGGAAACAGCAAUGGGGUUUUUCGUUAUACUCUUUCUGGUUUAGAAUCGAAUACCCAAUACAGGCUACGGGUUCAAGGAGUAAACAAGUCUGGUUGUGGAGUUCUAAGCUCACCAUUAAUUGGAAUGACGGGAAAAUUACCUCCCGAAGCUCCUAGUUUAACAUUAUCAACCAUUUCAUAUCAAAGUGUUAAACUUCGUUGGACGUGUGUUCAAGUUCAAGGUGACUCAAGAGAUUUAAAGUAUGAUCUGCAAAUGGCGACUUUCGGAGAAGCGUUCGAAAGUGUCUUAAACACCGCUACUUCAUCACACAAACUUGGUAAACUCCAAGAACAAACUCAUUACUCCUUUCGUAUUCGAGCAUCAAACGAAGCUGGAUUCGGGCCAUUCUCGGAAAUUGUUAACUGCGUGACUUCUAUACAACCUCCUUCAACGGUCAAAGGAUUUAGUUACUCCAACAUCACGAAACAUGCUGUAACUCUUGUUUGGAAAGAGGUUCAUCGUAUAAAACCCUCGGAUAUUAUCCAGUACAUCUUGUGUGUGAAAGUAAACACGAACAAUGAAUGGAAACAGAUCUAUAAAGGCUCAGAAAACAUCUUCAAGUAUGGUGAUGUUACGCCUGGCGCAACCUACAACUUUCAAAUUAAUGCCUUACGUAGAAUUGGUUCUGUUGGGGCAAUCAACAAGUUAACUUGCGAAGGUCCUUCUUCAGUUUUAUCGCUGGCAAUCCCUUGUGAUGAAGAAAAAUCUGCUCCCGAUCUCAAAUUAAAUGAAGUAAUUUCUGAAGAAAACGAAGUAUCGAGAGAAAUAUCUGAAAAAACGCUUGCACUGAUAGUUUUUUUUGUUUUUGCUUUUCUUGUACUUUUGAUUUCUUUAUUCGUGUCUUUCUUUUUUACUUAAAUUGUAACUAACCUCAGCAUAAAAUGUUUUAGAAAUAUGUAUGUAAAAUAGUCUAAAAGGCUUCUACACUACGAAUGUGCUUAGGUCUCGCAUGCUUUAAAGAUCAAAUGUAUUUCUUAUGCAUGCAAUAUAAUCACACAACUCUAAUAUCUCAAUCACAAUUCGUGAUAAAAGCCUUUUACCUAUGAAAAGCACAUUCAUAUAAUUUAUCAACAAGUUGUUCGUUGUUGGUAGUAUCGUAUAUUCACACUGUUUGAUUUCGAUUUAGAUGUUGAAGUCGAUGUAUAAGCAUAAUAUCGAAGCAUGUUCAUUGAAAUGUUUAAUCAUAGAAAAACACCCGAAUAGGAUAGAAUACGAUUUUUAGGAGAAAAAAAAGUAAAUGGUUUUCAUUAACUUGCAAUAAAAUUGUAUAUUUUUUGAAAACUUACGUAACUUGCCACAUUAUCUCAUAUGCGGUCAGUGGAUGUAUUUAUAUUUAAUAAAUUAACCUUCAUAACUCUCAAAAUAUGUUAUUUUAGUUGUCUUCUGUAACUUAUAGUAUGGGGAACCUUGAUAAACAUAGUAAAAUAAUGUUGUGAAAAAAA